Podarcis lilfordi (Lilford's wall lizard) is the source of this 7177-nucleotide messenger RNA. NCBI's taxonomy places the organism in Eukaryota, Metazoa, Chordata, Lepidosauria, Squamata, Lacertidae. The record is from the annotation of a GenBank genome assembly.
AGCCAGCCCGUCCGCUCCGGACGGAGUUGCGGCUGCCCUUCCCCUGGCGUCACGUGAACGACAGGCCCCGCCCCCGUGGCGCAGCCUCCGCCAUGUUGUUUUUUUCUCCUCCGAAGCGGCCCCUCCCCCACCACCCCUGGCACCUUUGCGAACGGCGGCUGCGGGUGACUCGGAGAGCCUCGUCUUCGCCCCUCGCCGCCUUCGUGGUAGGUAGGUGGGCGCGAGCGAGCGCCGGGCCCCUUUCCUCCGGGCGGCGGGCGGAAAGGAGGAGGAGGAGGAAGGCGGUCUCCGUUGGCUUUCGGGGGGACACGGGGGGCUUUACGGGACCGGGCAAGCUGGGCUAGCAGCCGGUUCAUGCCUUGCUUGCUGGGGAGGGAUGCUGUAGGGCUGCCCUGGUUCUGCUUCUUGGCUUUUGGGUGGCUGGGGUUCCCCUUGUCGCAAAAAAGGGAGCCGGCGACUCCCCCCUCCCCCCAAAAAAGAGUGGUUGUUUUGCAGGGUAAGUAAGCCGAGUUUAAAUCGCUUCCUCAGGCUACCCAGCCGUGCAAUGGGUGUAUAUAUAUGUUUCAUUGAUUUUAAGCCCGCGGUAGGACUGCGGUACCAGAGAGGGGGCGUUGUUGUUUUGUGGGGUGGUGUCAGGGUCCGCACCUUUCGCCAUGGGCUCGUUUCCUGCGCAGUGACGAGAGAAGCUUUUCCCUAUAGAGGUGCUUCGUGAAACUUCCUCGGAGCAGGAGGAGGAGGGGGGCUGGGGUCUCAGGCGGCUGAUGCUGCCCGCCUGUUUUCCUGCCUGACUUGCAAAAGGUGGCGUGAUUAAAGAUCCCGUGAUGGAGAGGCAGGCGGCGGCGGUUCGCUUGAGAAAUAGCUGCUCUUCUAUACUUAUCGGCUGGCACAUGACCAGUUUCUCCCUAGGGCAGUUUCUCAGAACUGAUUAAAGUCACUGGACUGCUCAAAGGACAGCUCCGCUUCUUAUGUAUGUCCCCUUUGUCUGCCUUCAUUUUUUUCUGGCGCUUUUCAUGUGGAAAAUCCCCAUACCUUCCCAUUUGAGGAUGAUGUAUGAUACCAUUUACUUGGCUGCUCGUCUGGUUUUUUGUGAACAAACUCUUCCUACCUGUGCAUGAAAACAAAGAGCUUUUGCUUUAUGCUUAUCCAGUGCCAAUUGAGAUGAAGUACUGGGUCUAUCUAGCUGUGUGGCAAAUAACUGCUGUGGGUUGGUUUAAAACUGUUAAGAAUUUUUUGGUUGUUUCUGUUAUAUGGAAGAACAGGGAAAUGUAGGAUGUUUGUCCUUAGCAAGGAUAAGUGUUUCAAAACAUUUUUUUUCAGAACAUUGCGUAAAAGUAAUUCUUGAUUGUGUUGGAAAGCCACUUGAAUGAAGGUGCAACUUUGUGGUAUGUAAAGGACUACCCUGAGUGCUGCUUAACUUCAAAAUUCUUCAAGACACAAUGGUCUGACUUAAGUUUCUCUAGCCCUGUUUUCUGAGCCUGUAACCGAACAGCUCUGGUUUCCUUGUGUCAGAUUCAUAGUUAUCCUAGGGUGAAGAAGCUUUGUAGAUAAACUUCAUUAUGCCAAAACUUCCAGUGAAGGAUAUUCUACUGUUUUCCUAGGCCGCUUAGUACAUUGCCUCACUGUACCUAGUUAAAAAGUACUUCCUUAUACUUAAGCUAACCUUGCCUGUCUGCAACUUAAAUCUAAAAUUGGAGGGGAAAUAUUUUAUGUCAGCUUCUAAAAAAAUCUCUGAAAAGAUCAAGCUGCCGGUGGGGGGGGGGGAGAUCCCACUUUUAAAUUGCACAAAUCACUAAUGUGGGGUGGAGGUGGGGUGUCAGAAGUCUGACAAACCUAUUGCUAAAGUUGUGUUAUGUUAACACACUCCUGCCAUACAACCAGGAGUGGGGAAAUUGCAGGUGCUUGUUUUCUUGAACACAUGACACUUCAUUCCUGCUGCUUAAAGAAUGUUUAUGAGUGUCUGCAGUAUUCAUUUGUGGAUAGAAUUAGUAUUUGUUUAGUACACUUUUAUCCCACCUUCAUUUCAUCAUGGAACUUAAGGUGUCUUACCAUGGAGUUUCUAGGCACUGACCAGACCCAGAUUUGCCUAGUUUCAGCAAGGUUGCCGUAUCAUCAUUUCCCAGCUGUACAUAUUUUAAAAUUUUAUCUUACAUAUUUAGAAAUUGCCUCACAACCAGAAGCUAUUGAAGUGGCGUACAAUAAGAUAAAGUGAGUUAAAAUACAAGAGAGAGACUCCAAAAAGACUAACCCUAAUUCUACACAAUUGUAGAAUUAAUAUUCCAUAAAAUGACUGAGUCAUUAAAACUUAAACUAAAACAUCUUCAGUUUCCCCCCUAAAUAUCAAGAUGUUGGGCCACUUUCAAAUUUCAGCUGGUUACUGAUUCCACUGGGCUGGAGCUGCAACACCACAGUGUGAGCAGCCAUUGUAAUUUCACCAAUAUUUUUAUUGGAAGCUCUGACUCGUGUAAUUAAGUCAUGAGGAAGGAAAAGGAAUCUGAUAGUAGGCACAAAAGCUAUUAUAGAUAACAUAGAUUUGAAAAAAAUGCUUAAGCCUUUGGGGAAGCUUUGAGGAACAGGUUCUGAUGUGUAAAUGAUUGCAUCAAGUUUUGCUUUAUUUCCCCAGAAGGACAAAAACCUUCUGGUUUUAGAUUUUUAUGGUCCUAUUUUCUGAGUCAGUGAUUAAAUAGCUUUAAAUUCCUGUAAUGUGUGCCAUUUGCUCUCCACAUCUAGUGCGUAUUUAUAGCUGGCCAUGGAUUUUGUGAUAUGGUACAGGUAGUAUAUUGGGCCUUAACUUUCUAGUCCCUCUAACUAGCGCUUCUUGAAUACACAGCUCUUCAGUUUUUAAGUUCCUCUGGAAUAGCUUGAUCCAGACAAGAGGGGGAUGGUGAUGGUGAAUGAGGCCUUGUGAUCUGAUGAGGUAAAGUUACAUGCUGCUGAUAGGAUUUUCUUAUCUAUGAGAGACCAGGCUUGCACCAUGGGAGUCUGUAAAUCCAGCUUUCUUCUCGAAGCAUGACUGGACUGUUUCAAUUAGUGCUAUCAGAUUUGCUUAUCAAGAAAAACACAUAAGCUAUAAUCCUGCACAUGUAUGACUUAAAUUCCUCUUUAACUUCAGUGGGAACUUAGAAACCCAACAGACAUCACUGUUUUAAAUAUUCCUAUACACGCAUGCGUGUUUCUAGCUUUAUUUGGUAUUAAAUUAGACAUUCAUAAAUAAGUGGACCGAAACCCCAGAUCUCACUUUAAAAAGAGUCCAGCACACCUGAUAGCUGGUAUUCUGAAUUUCAAAGUAAUCCUAACCCCUAGCUUUCAGUAGUCAAACAUACUUGUUUACAUACUUUACAGAACAUCUGAAGUACUUUGACUGCCUUUAAAGUAAAUCUCAUUUAACAAAUAAUUUGGUGCUACAGAAUAUAUUGUUAUAAGCCGAAAUUACAAAGCACCCUUGAAGUGAUUUGUAAGUAGUUAGAUUUUUUUUUUUUACCUGGGGAAAAAUAAUAUAGUGGGUUAAAAUAAUAUAGUGGGUUAAAUCCCCCCAACACUGAAUUACCUUUCACACCCCUGCAAAGUGCCUUUCUACUACUUCUUCAUCUGGUUACUUGAACAAAGUUUGAUAAGAGAAGCAAUAAGGCUAUAGACCUGAAACAUGAACAGCCUAAUCCUGUCAUACAGCCUAAUCCUGCCAAUGAUUACUCAAGAAGUACUACAAUUUUAAUUAAACUGAGGCUGCAGUGCUGUGAUUUGGUACAGCUUUCUUUUGGGUAGACAUGUAUAGAUUUGUGUUUUUAUUUCCAGGUAUAUAAUCACUUACAUUAAAAAGGCAUAAGAACUAGACUAUAAAGAAUAAAAUGCUUGGAAUAACAUGAAAACCAUUAGUUUCUUCAGAAAGGUAGAGUGCAAUAUUAAAAAAAAUCUACCCUUAAAGGUAAAAACAUCAGGGUGGUUUACAAAACAUUAAAUGGCUAAAUAUGUAUGAAAUGCAGGUAGUUCAAAUUAUGGCAUUAAAGUAACAUUACAAAUCAAAAUACGAUAUGAUCUGGACUUUGGAGGGGACAGUCUAAUACAUGUAAAUCUGUUGAUGCUUAUGCUAAAAUUCACAUAUUUGCAGUGUGGCAUGUGCUUUAAGUGAAAUUAUAGAGCAGGAGUGGGGCUCCUAUAGUCUUCCAGUUGUAUCAGUCCCCAAAACCAUGGUCAGUGGUAGCAAUGAUGGGAUCUGUAGUUGAGCAACUUCUGGAGGGCCAAAGUUUCCCCACCUGUUGUAGAGACUUGCUCGAACCUUUUUGGUUUAUACUAAGAAGACACUGCUUCAGUUUGUGAUUCUGUCCUCCAUGUCCAGUCUUUUUCAUAUCUGCCUUGCCCUGCACAAAAGCUCAGUAUCUGUGACUGGAUUCCCAAAGCUAUUCAGUGUUGCCUGUGUAGUUGGCAUUACUUUUAUUCCCAAAGUCAGCUCUUAAAAUAACUGCUCCCACAUUUAUUUAUUUUUAUAGAAAAUGCACCUUUACAUUUUUCUGUUCUGUUCUGUUCUGCUCCCCCCAAACCUCAACUUACUAGCAUACAAUGAAAGCAUACCUUGGUUUUCUGCUUCCUCUUUUCCAUCUAGUUAUUCUAAAAAGCAGCACGUGAGCGUUUCACUUCCUCAAAAAAAGGGGGGUUAAGCUUACCAUGAUUACACAAUAACUUAUUAUUUGCCAAGUAAUCUUAAGUGGGGGGGGGGAUAUUCUGUGAUCAAGCUACUGCCACUUCCUAAGCCCUGCUGCGUUGCUCUGCCAGGGGGUUUGGGAGUUUGGCUUUUCUUGUUCUUCUCUAAUUUUGACUUUUUAAAAAAGUUUUCCUCCUAAAAACACAAAUGGGAGGGGAUAUAUAGGGCAUGUUGGUGGAAUGAAAGCUUUUUGGAUCCCUGCAGAUCCAGGGGCUUUUGUGAUCUGCCCACUUUCAAGCUUUCCUACCAGAGAUACACCUCCAAUGUUAUACCUGCACCUACUGAGCUUUCUGUGGGUGUACUAGGUGAUGUAAGUGUUUUCCUGUCUGUAGGCCUCUCCUCCUGAGAUGUAAGUGUUUUCCUGUCUGUAGGCCUCUCCACUGGUAAGAGUUGCACACUACAUCUAAAGGCACCUUUGCUGGUGUACAGCCUUAGUAGUUGUUGAGGUUUUUUAAAGUGCAUGGCAUUACUGUGUCUAAAAGUGAAUACAAUGUCUCUCUUUUUUACAGGUGUUGGAUUACAAUGACUGAACAGUAAGGGUAGCUUAUUUGGUAAGUGUUUCAUAUGCUUGUAAUAUUAGAUGUCUUCUGCAUUUCUAAAAUUUCAAGUACAGGAAAGAUCGAGGGGAGGAGGGUGUAUCAGGAAAUAUGGCAGAAGUGGUUGCUUGGCAGAAUACUGGUAAAUCCCAGAAAUUUCCCUUUAGACAGAUGUUAGGAACUGUUCAUAUUACCACUGUUUUCUGAGAUGCUUCAUGAGGAUCAGGUCAGUUCAAAAGCAGGAUGGAGUUAGUUUAACAGUGGUCAUGGUGGUUGUAAGACGUCUGGGUGAAUGGAGACGAGAGCAAGCCUGAUCUUAUACUGGCAGCCUGGCUGUUAGCAUGCAGUCAGUUUGUAUAGCAUGAUAAUUUCUCAUUCACAGAAUGAUUUUAGUAUAAUUAAAAUCAAUCUACCAUUUGUGACUAAACUUUAGAAAGCAACUAAAGUGCCCUUGAUUUAAUUGCUAACAUUUACAGCAGACCUUUAGCAUAUAGUAGAAGAGCUUUAUCUGUCUAUGUUGUUGCUUACAGUUAUAUUGCAUUUAAAUCUAUCUAUUAUUUUUGAACUGAUUUUAAUGGAUGAAUUUAUGAAUACUGCUAGCCUCAGCUCUUUUGUGAGGAAGGGCCAGUUAUAAUAAAUAAGUAAAUCCCAUAUCAAAUAGAUAUUUGUGUAACAAGUGGGAAUUUCUUUGUAUGAACAAGAUCUGUUCUAUUUUGCAGAACUGGACAUAAGAAAAUAUCUGUUCUUGAAGCAACAAUGUCAGCAAAAUCAACGCUCCUUAAAGUAAUCCUUCUUGGUGAUGGAGGAGUGGGCAAGAGUUCGAUUAUGAACAGAUACGUCACUAACAAGUUUGACACAGAGCUGUUCCACACAAUAGGUGUCGAGUUUUUAAAUAAAGACCUGGAAGUGGAUGGACACUUUGUCACAAUGCAGAUAUGGGACACGGCUGGUCAAGAACGUUUUAGGAGCUUGCGGACUCCUUUCUAUAGAGGUUCUGACUGCUGCCUUCUCACUUUCAGCGUAGAUGACUCUCAGAGCUUCCAGAAUCUGGGCAAUUGGAAGAAAGAAUUCAUUUACUAUGCGGAUGUCAAAGAGCCUGAAACGUUUCCUUUUGUGAUACUGGGAAACAAAGUUGAUAUUAGCGAGAGGCAAGUGUCUACAGAAGAAGUCCAGAACUGGUGCAGGAACAACGGCAACCAUCCUUACUUUGAAACCAGUGCAAAAGAUGCCAUUAAUGUUGCUGCAGCCUUUGAGGAAGCUGUUCGAAGAGUUCUUGCCACUGAUGAUAGGUCAGAUCACUUGAUUCAAACUGAUACAGUAAACCUUCACCGGAAGCCCAAGCCUAGCUCAUCAUGCUGUUGACUAUUUUGUUUUAUUUUCCAGCCAUAUAUAGUUCUAACUUAACUUGAAGUAAUAAUAGAUCAAAUAUGAUUCAGUGGGUGCCACUCUAAUAUAUUAAAACUGUAACAUUCUACUGCUUUAUGUGUCGGCAGAGGAAAGCUUCUUUUCAAUAAGUAGCCUGUUACUAUGUUAGUGGAGUCUGACAUCUGGGAAGGUACCAGCUGAAGAGUUGAUUUAAUUUAAAUGUGUCAUUUGAAAAUUAAUAAAUUAUAUACUAAAACUUGAAAGUUCUAGAAGCACUACUUGGGAGGACUUGUUCUGAAAUUCAGAUGCAGAAUAGAUUUUUUUAUAUGUACAUAUAUAUUUUUAUGAGAUCACCAGCCCAUGUUUUGCUUCACUAAAACCCUUUUUUCAUAAAGCAGUAAUGGUAGGUGAUAGGGUCUUGUUCUAGUUCUCAUCUUUAAAGUGAUUUUUCUUUAAAAAAAUCAAAGCUAAUAUAAAUAUUUUAAGGGCUUUUGCUAUUUGCCUAGUGUCACUGAAUUGCCUGUAGAUUUUAUGUUAGGAAAUAAACCUGCAUACAUGGAGCCUGCCUGGUUGUGUCUUCCUG